Messenger RNA from Suillus clintonianus, 1401 nucleotides. RefSeq lists its product as uncharacterized. The coding region runs from base 45 to 1250 and encodes 401 amino acids. The transcript has 11 exons. NCBI's taxonomy places the organism in Eukaryota, Fungi, Basidiomycota, Agaricomycetes, Boletales, Suillaceae. The record is from RefSeq and is a predicted model, not a curated record.
CGCCUCUCCUUGAAGCAACGUGUUCAAACCCUUGACAAUCUAUAAUGUCCUUGAAACCAGACCGAAGAAAUCGCUCCUGGAUUAACCGUUUUCUAGCCUCCCUCCGUCGAGUAUUCAUGUCAGAGCCUCCUCCUGGACUCCAAGUUCUAAAGUUUCACUGUCCAAAUGGGCCUGAUGUGAAUAGCGCAUCAGUGCUGGGUUGGUGUUCCCAGAUGGCAGAUUUUUGGGAUAAAACCCAUGGUAAUCUGUACGCAAAGUGUGUACUGGCACGCAUGGAGUACUAUAAAUGUACUGGUCAUCCCGAACACGAAUUCCUCUUGUUUUAUUUCAGACAUUGGAUCGAUGGCUGCUCCGCUCAGGCUGUAGUGUCUGCAGACCGUGCUGUACAAGUACAAGGCCGUUCCCUCAAACAAUCAUCUGAAAUAGUCUCUCCCUCAUCAUCCAACACCGACGCGUACGACUCUGUAUCUAUAUAUGGUUCCCCCCGCGAUGCAGUGCCACGACUUCAAGAGAGAUAUGCACCAUACAGCAAGCUCUGUACCUUUCACUUUCCUUCAUCUUCGGCGCCCUCAGCACUUCAAGUGUCCAUUGUCCUGUCUCUAGUACACCGCCAGGCUCCGGCAUACCACCUAUACGAAAACCAAUGCUAUUGGUUUUCAAGCGCAGUGUGGGGCAGCUUGAAAGAGCUGUUCCCUAGUGACCAAGACUCGGAGUGUGAAAACCAUCGUGCACGUUCACGUUAUCGCGGGGUUGCAUUAGGAUCGCCGACUGAGGGUAUCGAGGCUGUAUGUGCUGCUUAUCAGCCCGAGUGGCAAAAGAUGUUGGAAAUGCUCGAGCAGGUAAAGUGCCAUCACGAAGCUGAAGAGGAAAAGAAUCGACAGAAAUGGGAGAUGGAGCGUGAGGUCAAAAAUGAGCCGUUUCGCAAAGCACAGGAGGCCGAAAUGGAACGAAUUCGCCAAGCAGAAAUUUGCGCGCAGGCUGAAGUCGAGCGAGUUCGCCGAGCAAAAGACACCGAAAUCGAGCGAAAGGACACCGAAAUUGAGCGAGUUCGCCAAGCAGAAAUUUGCGCGCAGGCUGAAACCGAGCGAGUUCGCCGAGAAAAAGACGCCGAAAUCGAGCGAGUUCGCCAAGCAGAAAUUUGCGCGCAGGCUGAAGUCGAGCGAGUUCGCCGAGCAAAAGACGCCGAAAUCGAGCGAAGGGACACCGAAAUCGAGCAACUUCGCGCGAGGCUUGCCGCUUUAGAUGGAUAAUAUUUCGUAUCACAUGCCGUGAAUUUACUAUGCCCUGUUCGUGUUCCAUCUCUCCUCCAUAUUCCAUAGUAUAACAAAGGGGCAAUACUACGAGCUUUCCGGGCUCAUCAUCAGCACAUCUCACAUAAAGUAUUUGGCUCAAAACGUGCAC